CGAGAAGACGCAUGCGCGCAUGCGGCACUGCGGCGCUCUCCAGGUGUGGGCGCGGUGCCUCCCCGCGACAGGACGUGGUAUGCGGUGCUCACCAGAACAGGCAGCAGGAGAAGACCCGCAGGCCCGCUCGCCGCUGCGGCGAAAACUGCGGGAAGAUUCUCUCCCCAGGAACAGGAGGUCCCUUGUGCGAUCACGCACAAGGAAGGACGUGGAAAUCCCGCUGCGCACUUUCAUUGGUGGCUUCUCAGUGUAGGCCUCGCCCUCCGCCCUCGCCGCGACUGUGGCGGGAGCCCUAUAUCCGGGACAGGGCGGAAGAGGCGGGCUGGUGGGGCGGGGCCAAGAUGGCGGCGCCUUUGAGGAUUCAGAGCGACUGGGUCCAAACUCUCAGGAAAAAUGAAGGGGAGGCCUGGCUGAGCUGUCACCCUCCAGGGAAACCAUCUUUGUAUGGCAGCCUAACUUGUCAAGGAAUUGGACUGGAUGGCAUCCCAGAGGUUAUAGCUUCUGAAGGAUUUAUUGUGAAUGAAAUAAAUAAGAAAAGCAUUCAUAUUUCAUGUCCAAAGGAAAACGCAUCUUCUAAGUUUUUGGCACCAUUCACAACUUUUUCCAGAAUUCAUACAAAGAGUAUAACAUGCCUGGACAUUUCCAGUGGAGGAGGCCUUGGUGUGUCUUCUAGUUCUGAUGGGAGCAUGAAGAUCUGGCAGGCUUCCAAUGGAGAGCUCAGAAGAGUUUUGGAAGGACAUGUGUUUGAUGUGAAUUGUUGUAGGUUUUUCCCAUCAGGCCUUGUGGUUCUGAGUGGGGGAAUGGAUGCUCAGCUGAAGAUCUGGUCAGCCGAAGAUGCUAGCUGCGCGGCAACCUUCAAAGGGCACAGAGGAGGUAUCCUGGAUACAGCCAUUGUCGACCGGGGACGGAAUGUGGUGUCUGGCUCUCGAGAUGGAACAGCCCGACUUUGGGAUUGUGGGCGCUCAGCCUGUUUGGGAGUCAUUGCAGACUGUGGUUCUUCCAUUAAUGGGGUGGCGGUGGGUGCUGCUGACAACUCCAUCAACCUUGGCUCCCCAGAGCAGAUCCCCAGUGAACGGGAGGUUGGAACAGAAGCAAAAAUGUUGCUGGUAGCCCGGGAAGAUAAGAAGCUUCAGUGCCUGGGACUUCAGAGCAGGCAGCCGGUCUUCCUUUUUAUUGGCUCAGAUGCUUUCAACUGCUGUACUUUUCUCUCUGGCUUCUUGCUAUUGGCUGGAACGCAAGAUGGAAACAUUUAUCAGCUGGAUGUGAGGAGUCCAAGAGCUCCAGUACAAGUCAUCCACAGAUCAGGAGCACCAGUUCUAUCCCUGCUGAAUUUCAGAGAUGGAUUCAUUGCUAGCCAAGGUGAUGGAAGCUGUUUCAUUGUUCAGCAAGAUUUAGACUAUGCCAUUGAGCUCACUGGGGCUGACUGUGACCCUGUAUACAAGGCAGCCACGUGGGAGAAGCAAAUCUACACAUGCUGUCGAGAUGGUCUCUUGAGACGCUAUCAGCUUUCUGACUUCUGACCUCUGACCUCUUGGAAAGUUACUGAAAAGCAUUGACCCUGAUUCACAAUGAGUGGAAGUAUCGUCAGUCCUUCCCAAAGUCUGUGACUCCUUAGUGUCAUAGGCACGCCUUGGAAGUCACAGCAAGUGAGCUGAACUGGCCCAGAGGAUCUAGCAUCCCAAGACCUAAUGUGAGCUGAGGAAGAAGCUCACGUGUAGCUGGGCAUGGUGCCACAUGCCCGUAAUCUUAGCACUCUGGGAAGCUGAGGGAGGAUAGAGAGUUCAGUUCUACCCUGGGCAAUUUAAAGACUUAACAAGACACUAUUUCAAAAUAAAGAGAACUUUUAAAGAGCUGGAGAUGGUGCUUAGUCCAGAGGUAAAUCCCUAGUACCACCAAAAGGAAGGAAGAAGGUGCAGCAGCAGCAGCAGUAAUGACUGCUCACGAAUGCCCACUGCCUUUGCCCCGUCUUCUCCUUACAUAGACCCACCGCACAACAUAGGGCAGAGAUCUGGAUGCUGGCAGUUUGUGAUCAUUCCAAAUUGUGUUACAUGUUUACAAGUAAUAGAGGUCUGAAGCCUGUUCCCUGCAGGAAAUAAAUGUUUGGAGAAACCUGAAUUUGGAAAACUUUGUUAAAGUUCUCUUACUCCAGUAGAAAGUCAGUGAACAAAAUGGAACUCCUUCCUCCAGAGUCCAUGUUGGUCUGGCCCUAAAGAAGAUGCUUGGCAGUAUCAGUAAAUACCUUACAAGAAGCUGCGUGGGAGAGAUUCUUAUUUCUGGUAAACAAACUAUCCCAGUAUUGGAACUGAGGGAUUAUCAGCAACAUUGCACUUUUGACGCUAAAACCAGCAGGCCCAGGCAAACUGACAUGGUUGUUUAGCCUCUGUUUAGGUAGGGAAAUAAUCAUUGUAAAUGAAGUGGCUGGCAAAAUGGCCCUAGAACAGUAGCAUCAGUUGAACAUUUUAGAAAUUCUUGGGCCCCACCUCACAUGUGAAUCAGAAAUUCUGUGUGUUGGUAAUUCUGUGUGUGGGUAGCAAACCGCAGUUGGUAAUCUGACAUAACCUCCAGGUGAUUCUGCUGCAUGCUCAAGUCUGAGAACCACUGACCUAGAGGAAAAGAUGGUGAAGAGCACUUUGCGGGUAGCUGUACCCCAGGGUUCAGAGGAUGGUGAGGCUGGUUCUUAGCUGAGGCUACAGAGGCUGGUGGGGCCCAGACAGUGAAGGACUUGAAUGUCAGGUGAGGAGCUUGGUCUUGGUCCGCAGUAGAAACCCAUAAAACUGUUAAGCAAAAGAAUGGU
This is a messenger RNA of Fukomys damarensis (Damara mole-rat), 2794 nucleotides long. RefSeq names its product proteasomal ATPase associated factor 1 (gene Paaf1). The record is from RefSeq and is a predicted model, not a curated record. The transcript has 12 exons. Gene Ontology annotation, molecular function: protein binding. The coding region runs from base 12 to 1520 and encodes 502 amino acids. Lineage: Eukaryota; Metazoa; Chordata; Mammalia; Rodentia; Bathyergidae.